Molecule: messenger RNA, 1934 nt
Organism: Schistosoma spindalis
Lineage: Eukaryota; Metazoa; Platyhelminthes; Trematoda; Strigeidida; Schistosomatidae
Source: the annotation of a GenBank genome assembly
AAAACCUUGAUGAUAUUAUUUCUGAAAUAAAAUGGAAAACGUCUUUGAUUUACAGUCGACAUGAUCGGCACAGAGUUCUUAGAUUAUUUAUCAAAGUUCCAAGUCGCUACCUAUGUCGGAGUUGAAGAUUUUGCGGAUAAAUUUAAUUUUCUCAUAACAGUUAUGGUUCUUAUGCUUUGUACAACAAUUGUCACUAUCAAACAGUAUAUGAUGAAACCGAUUUCAUGCUACAUGGCAACAGAUUUGGGUGGAAAAAACUUAUUAGAUUAUGUUGAGAACUACUGUUGGGUUCAGGGCACUGUCCCUAUAGCAUAUUCUGGUCGAGUACCAGAGACAGAUGAAGGUUGGGCGGAACUAGAGAAGCAUAAACUACUUUAUUAUCAGUGGGUGCCAUUUGUUCUGGGCCUACAGUGUAUUUUAUUCUAUUUACCUCGAUUAAUCUGGCAAAUGAUAUGCUAUAACAGAGUUGGAACAGAUGUACAUCAUUUAGUCUUAUGUGCUAAUCAAGCAGUACAUGCUAAUGAUGAACAAAGAACUAAAAUGGUACAACACUUAGCAAAAACAUUAGAACAAUUAUUAUUUCAGCAACGUGAAUACCAUCAUGGAUUAUGGCCUCGAGUACGUCGUAGAAUGAGGAAAUGGGGUUAUUUAUUCUUCAUAAGUAAACGUCUUGGAACACGAUUAUUUGGAAUUUAUUUAUUCAUUAAAUGUCUUUAUUUAUUAAAUGCAGUCGGACAAAUAUUUAUGAUGCAAUCAUUUCUUGGUUUAAAAUCAAAUUAUACAUUAUUUGGUAUAACUAUAUCUAGAAAUAUUUUAGCUGGUCUCGAUUGGGAAGUGACAAUGAUUUUUCCGCGUGUUGGAUUUUGUUUGGUUCCUUUAAAACAUUUUGGAUCUAAUAAUUAUGCAACAGCACAAUGCGUUCUACCAGUAAAUAUGCUUAAUGAACGUAUUUAUAUGUUUUUAUGGUUUUGGAUUGUUCUCACUGCAACAAUUACAGCUAUCAGUAUACCGGCGUGGUUUACACGUAUGAGUUAUGAAAAAUCACGUACACAUUUCAUAAAAAAAUAUUUAAAACUUGGUGAACAAGUUAGUAGGAAAGAUAAAUAUAUGGUGGAAAAAUUUACCUUAUUAUUUUUACGUAACGAUGGUGUUUUUCUACUGCGUAUGAUUGCUAUCAAUGCCGGUGAAUUGAUUUGUUCUGAAAUAGUUUGUCAAUUAUGGCAUAUAUUUCGUGAAAAAUAUUUCUAUCGUGAUUUAACAAGUUGUAGACGUGACUGCAAUCAAAUGCAUCAUUUAGGCUUGAGAUUAUCUCGUGGUAUUGUCAAUUUAAAAGCAAGACAUUCCAAAGAAAAUAAGCAAAUUAAAUUGGAAGCUACAGCUUCAGCACCUCCACUUACUGAUGCACCUCUUGGAACAGAUGAAGACGAAGGUGGUUACGCUGAUGAUGAUGAAGAUGAACAGAAAGAUAUAAAAAAACAUUAUGGCAAAAAGUAUUCAUGGGAACAAAAGGAGUCCGUUUGAAUAUAUUAUUGUUAACACAUAUAUCGUCACCUGUAAACAGUCAUAAAAGUUGCUUUGAGAUGUACAGAUUACAUUAUGAUUUAUAAACAUAUCCAGCUCAUUUUUUUAUAAACAUUUUUUUAAUGAAAAAUAUUUAUCAAAAUUAUUAUUUUUUUGUUAUAUUUGCAAUUUAUUAGUGAACUUAUUGAAGAUAACUAAUGAGUUAUCUUUAGUUUACUUUCCUUUUUCUUGAGUGAACUCAAGCAAGUAAUUUCCCCUUAUUGUACAGUUAACCUUCUAACUGAUUAUGUUUUCUUUUUUUGAAUUGAUAGAGAGUUUAUGCAUUUACGCAAAUCAUUUGUAAUUAAAUUAUUUAUUGUUAUACUUUAGAUAUCAGUAUUAUUAUUGACUAAUAAAAGUUAUCUAUAAAGAAA